Molecule: messenger RNA, 2199 nt
Organism: Arachis ipaensis
Lineage: Eukaryota; Viridiplantae; Streptophyta; Magnoliopsida; Fabales; Fabaceae
Source: RefSeq, a predicted model, not a curated record
UAAUAAGUUCAAAACAUUCAAAACGUGAUCCAACACAAGCUUCCACAUCUUUCUCUUCUUCCUUUUUCCCAAGCAACACUGUAACCGCCGCGAAGAGCUUGCAGCUCAGCUUCCAAUGGCGGAAACCGAAUCCACCGAAACCAGCAACGUAGCCAUCGUCUCACUCUACUCCAACUACCUCCGCAACCGUCUUCGCGCUUUCUACCCCUUCCAUCCAUCCAAUCUCCUCCGCUUUCUCUCCAACCUCGCCGCUCCUUUCCGAUCAAUCCACCACCGCCAAUGCAUACCGCUUCCUCUCCCUUCCAAUUUCCGCGACUCUUCCAUGAUCAUAAAGGAAUCUAGAGUGCAUGGUGUAUUGGAGGAUAUACUGGAACAUGUUUUGUUGAACUUGCAUAGUAUAGAGAAGAAUCUCCAGUUUUGGCAAUCUAAAUCAGAGAAAUCGGAUGCUAGUAAAGCUUAUUUCAUGGUUUUUGAGAGGGGUCCGAGCGCUUUUAUCAACGAAACAGCUAAGUUGUUGUGCGGAAAUGCUGCUCAAGGAUCUUUGGUGCAGAAUCUUUGCCAGACUGCGUCUGUUUACAUACAUGAGAGGCUAACGGUUUUGAGUAGCUUGAGAUAUGCUCUGGCAACAUUCUUAGCUCAGUUUUACGUGGAAGUUGAUAAAAUUGGAGAGGAGUUGGUGAAAGAUCCACAGCAUAAGCUGCCUUCAUUGUUGGUUAGGCUUAAUGAAAUGUUCUCAAUAUUAGAAAGUUCAAUCGGUCACCUACAUGCAGCGCAUCAGACUGAUUCUUCUGUUGAUGGAAGCUAUUCAAUUCCACUGCUGUUUAAGAAGCUGCCGGAAAUAAAUCAGGAGGAUUCCCAGUGGACAGAUUGUGAAAUCAGGGAUGCUAUCAAUUCUAUAUAUCAAAAUUUACAAAAGCUGGAUUCUUACAUAUCUGUUCUUGUUACCAACCACAGAAAACCAAGGAAAAUAACCCAAUAUUGGAUUGGCUAUACAUGUGGUGCAAUUGGUCUGUCUGCCUGUUCCAUUUGGCUCUUGCGACAUAGUAGUUUGAUGGGAAGUUCUGAUCUUGAUAAUUGGGUUCAAAAAGCAAAGGAUUCUACAGUUGGCUUUUAUAAGGAUCACGUGGAACAACCGAUUUUGUCCAUCAAAGAUGAUCUAUUCGAGACAUUCAAGAAGCAGAGUAUUAUGGACCCUGCAGAGCUGGAGUUGACUUCUGACAAACUGCACAGAAUGUUGUUGGCUUUCAGCGAGAGGGCAAAGGGUCAGAAGUUUCCAGAGAAUGCUUCAGAUCAGGAAAUGCUCGAGAUAGUCAUGUCUAGGUAUGAGAAGGAAAUCAGGCAUCCUAUUCAAAACCUUAUAGGUGGAGAGUUGGCAGAGGCUCUGCUUAUUCAGAUUCAGAAGCUUAAAUUGGAUAUUGAAACGGCAAUGCUGGAGCUGGCCCCCCCCCCCCCUCCUCUUCUUUUCUCUCUUCUUUCUCUUAAUAAAUACCCUAUCAUGGUAACUCAGGAUAAGAAAGCUGAGGGAAGAGGUAGAAUUGCUCGGAUUCAGAGGAGGCUAGUUGUUAUAGAGGUUGAAAAAAGGAUUAUGCAGUACCAAAAUUUUGUUGAGCAAGGAUCGGAGAAAGAUGCACAAUGUAUGUUUGGAUUGGUACUCUAUAGCUUGAAUAGCCUGUAUUAUUCUGUCAAGAAACAUGCAGAAGAUUCUGGGGAGUGGCAUUGUUUGCGAGAGGAUUUAAUUGAUUUGGCUAGGCCUGGCCUGCAAACUGGUUACAAGUUAACUGUGACUUCGCGGAUGAAGAGGGAUUAUGACUGCAUAGUUCCAAUGUUGAGACGCCGAUAGCACAUCAGUUAACUUUCCUUCUCAAGGUUUCAAUGCCAUCUUUUAUUCAACUUGAUACCCAAUUUUGUUUUGGAUGCCAGGCACAUAUACAUAUUCGUUGGGAGAUCACAACAUUUUUUUCCCACACCAUAGUUAGAUCAAGGAUUUGGAUAGUUAAAUUGAUUCCAAAUCAUGUUAGAGAGGAUGAUGUACGUUGAUAUUAGUCAAAAUUUUACUUUCUAUGAAAUUCCGGAAUAUAUUUCUGGGGUUGUGUUUUCACGCCCUCAGGAACUUCAGUUGUUAAAAAAUCAUGUGAAUGAGAGUUGCUCGAUAUGGGCGCAAUUCUAAUACAAUUGAAAUAUGUUUCUUUUUUUCAUGAA